Messenger RNA from Dinoponera quadriceps, 11840 nucleotides. Its product is annotated as high-affinity choline transporter 1-like. The record is from RefSeq and is a predicted model, not a curated record. Gene Ontology annotation, cellular component: plasma membrane. Bases 4770 to 7580 code for a protein of 936 amino acids. The transcript is spliced from 14 exons. NCBI's taxonomy places the organism in Eukaryota, Metazoa, Arthropoda, Insecta, Hymenoptera, Formicidae. Gene Ontology annotation, molecular function: choline:sodium symporter activity. Gene Ontology annotation, biological process: transmembrane transport; choline transport; acetylcholine biosynthetic process.
AUAUAUUUAUAUAUACUCUUAAAUAUACGCGCAAAUAUUGUGAUACGUAAUAUAACGAAUUUUAUAUUAUGAUAACCGAUCCUUUAAAUUUCCGUUUCGGCAAACCGGCGAAUAUAUAUAUAUAUAAUAUAUAUAUAUAUAUAUGAUACUCACAAUUUAUUUGUAAACGCACGACGUUCCCUGUGAGCGCUUUACGAAGAAUUUUCUGCGCCUUCUCGACGAUCCAAGUAGCAAGGUGACGUCAAAUGGCACUUUAUUGUCGUCUUAAUGACAUUAGAGACAUCAUUAAGACCUUAUCAAGAUAUCUCUUUUUGACAUCACCUUGCUAUUGGGGGAGCGGAUUGGCUGUACGUAAGCGAAUUUUUUUAAUGCGACUGAUCGAUCCCACUUUUGGUGUAAUCAUUGUAAUCUUUACGACGCUGCUACUUGUAUGUAUACAAUUAAUCUCAUUUGUGAUUAUCACUCUGAAAGUGAUAAUAAAUAUAAUAUUUUUUUUUCUUUUUUUCAUGAAACAUGUGUUUCACUGUUCGUUAGAUCGCCUCCCGCCGAAAACAUUCAUCUGUCUUCUAAUUCGACGGCGAGAUUGCACGUGUGCAAAAAUUAAAAACUAACUAUACGGAAUAUUGAGAUGGACACUCGCUCGUCUGCGCAUUACGAAGUAGGUUACCCCACAAAGGUAAAGGUCGAGAGAGGUAGCCUCCUCCUCGUCACGGAAAUCUCUCAAUUUUCACUCUGUCCGGUUCGUUGCUCUUCCUUCUUCUUCAUCUUCUUCCUCCAUCGUGCUCGUGCCUCCGCUCUAAUCUAUUGUGAUAGUCCCUCGACCCUUCCCGCUGUGAUGUAUUUUUUUUCUUGUUGUUGUCUGUCCCUUCCUCGCCUGACCUAACACUUUCCACGGUAUCCCAUCGGGCCAUUCAACCGCAUUCAACGCCCUCCGACAUUUAAUUAAGCGUCGACCGCCUACGGUCGAAAACGAUACAGCUUGUUGAGCGCACAAAACGACGCCGUGCACUUCCCCUCCCCCUCUUAUCUCUUCGUCCCUCGAUCGCACCACAUACUCGUUAACAGCACGAUUUCGCCGUUAACACUAGACCGCUACCUGCCGCUUAAUUACCCCCUCUCCCCCCCCCUCCACUUUCUUUCGAGAAAGAAAAAUUGGGAGAAAUUACGUUAGCCGAGAGUUUUGCAAAGUUAUGGCUCUCGAGAUUCCAUCGCGGUAUGAUGGUUUGAUUGAAACUUCCUAGUGAAGAAAGAAACGUGUACGAAGAAAAAGUCCGGUUGCAUUGAUCAAAAAAUGAACAAUCAGAUUUAUUUCGGUCGAAGGAAACAGAAUUGUUGGUCCUGAUGAGCCAAACGUGGUUUUUACAACCAGAUAUUGAUUGUCCACAUGAGUGUUUGCUGUAAUUAAAAUGACUCACCGAACUCAAAUUAAAUCACUCGAUAAAUCAUAACAGGAAUUGCUAACACAUAAUUUACCAGUUCUGAAACUUGUCGUCCGAUAAUAAUCGAAACUUAAUAACUUUUAUCUGUGUUAGUAAAGUAACAACGGAUAACACUCGACUAGCAGCGAUUUUUUAAAUCAUCGAUUGGAUUAGUCAGGUUUUGAUUAAAGUCAUCCUCAAUAUCGAGAUCCAUAGCGACGAGAAGUCGGUGGAGUGAAGCUCACUCGUGAAAAUGACGACGAUGAGGGGCCGAGAGCGAUUACUACAUCAUUGGACGCGAAAGCGUAGAGGGAAUGUUGUCAACGUUGGCGCGCAGAGCCGUGUCGAUCGCACCUUUCGCAGAGUCAACCACGUCAAGCUCCAUCCCCAUGAACAGGGUCACGGCGCGUCUUCAAGGUGGCCUAGUAAUUACGUCGAGCGGCCUUGCGUCUCGUUCAAGAAUUACUCGCGCAUUAGCUCGAGCGAUCGAGCGUUAUCGUCGCGUUAUCGCGCGGGAUCUUCACGCACGAUGAAGAUCGUGUCCGUUAUCGCGUCAUCGAUGUGGGCGACGGGGAAUUAGCGCGGAUAACGAGCUAAUCCGAGCCGAUUAGGCGGCGCGCGAUCUCGUUAUUACUUUCAAUGACUUCCUUCGACGUUUUGCGAAACAUGUGCCGUGACUGCGAGCACCGUCGCCGAGAUUUAUCGCUCGUAAGGCUACAGGACAGAUUGCGACAGAUUUUUUAAUGGAAACGAUGCUUUACGUUCCUCCCUUUUUAUUUUAAUAUAUACGCUUAUUAGAACUUGCGUUUACUUACUGCAAAUUUUAGUUAUUAUUUAAUAUCUGUGAUGUGGAAAAAUUCUAUUGAACUAAUUGAACUGAAGAAAUUGGAUUCGAAGAAAAUUGAAUCGAAUUGAAGUGAAUUAAUCUUGACCGUUACUUUUUACAUCAAAGUUUGCAUACUUGUGAUACUUAUAUGAAUAAACGAGCGCUUUUACGGCCAAUAGAGAGGAUGAGGUAAAAGAUAUACGCGCGUCUCGAGCUACAUUGAUUCGCCGUAUUUUUGGUAAUUCGGUCGUCGAUCAACUGCUUUCGUACAACCGCGCUGAAAAAGACCGUAUCGCGAUCAGCGAGAAAGCACACAUUCGACGACAGACAAGUGUCCCAUUCGUAUUCUUUCUGAUUCAGCUUUCUUCCUCUCUCCCUCUUCCUUUCUCGUAACAUAUCAGCUUUAUCCUCGUGCCCCUUCAAUUACAUCCUUUGUAGGACUUUCCGCGUUGGUAUGUAACUUGGAAACAGAGAAGGAACGUCAUAAACGACGAGAAGGGGAAAGAGAGAGAAGGAAAGAGGGAAAGCGCGAGCAUGUCGUCGGUGACGACGACGACAACAUAUUCGUGCUCGCCGCGAUGUGUCUUACGAGAGCGACGAGGAUGCAUGACGGUCAGGAGGUUCGCGGUUGAAAACCUCGGAGGACUCCGUAACGCGCAUUUGGAAGCUGGGAAUGGACCAGGGCGAGGGUGGCGACAAGCGAGGCGAGCGAGGGUCGGCUCUGGUUGCGGGGGUUGGUGCCUAAGGACCAGGAGUUUGCGCGAACAGAUCAAUACGGCUGCCCCCUGCACGUGGACCUUCCUCCCUCUCUGCCGGCUUGUUCUGUCUCCCUUUCUCUCUGUUUUCAUCUCGCCUCGCUUCUCUGGAGCUGCGUGUCUUCUCUCCCGCUCUCGCUCUUCCUCUCACCCUUCGCCGUUCCUUACCACUCGUUCUUUCUCCCCCGCGAGUCACUCGUAACUCCGCGUCCUUUUUGUCAACCCAUAUUCCUCGUGCCUUCCAUCGGUAUAUUCUCGCUCGAUCCUCUCUCUCUCUCUCUCUCUCUCUACUCUCUCGAGUUUCUCUAUUCUACCGACCGUAUCCAGCUCGUUCUCCCGACAUACAUCCUCGGUUCCAUCCCCGUGUUCGCGACAAUCGCCGGUGGUUUUUCCUGUUUUUGUUUCACCAGAAUCUUUUCUCCCUUGCUACUUUCUGAAGUUCGCCCAAAGUUCUCUAGCUGUCUCUCCUUUUGUUACCUGUCUCCGAUACCGUCUCGUGGCAUUGACACUGUAUCAUGUGUGUGCACAAGGAACGAAGCAUUGACCCGCCCCGCCGCCGCGUGGCUGUCUUUCUCUACUUCUGCCAAUUUUCCCCACCAUCGUCGGCCCCACGAUCGUGUACGUCGUCGCCUCGCGUCUUUCGUCCCUUCAUUCCGCUGUCCUUAUCCAACUUCGUCUCUUCCCCGCGCGGGUCAUAGGUCCUUUCUGCUCCAUCGCAAUUCCCGUGCUUCUAUCUCGCUCCCCCCCCCCCCUCCUCCUCUUAUCUCAGUCCCUAGUCGGUGGAUCAGUUCUUCCUCUCUUUCGCUCUCUCGCUCUUUAUUCGUAAUACAAGGUGUUCGGGAAUCACCGUUGUUCAGUUUUCUCUCUGCGAGAAUCCGACGUGCGCCGCCGCCACCCGCCGCACUUUCCAUCACAUACUCGACAUUUUUAACGUAAGUUCAUCAUCAGCUUUAUAUUUUUAAAUUUCGUUGGAAAACUGCUUAAACGAAAAUCUUCAAGAAUAAGUGAUAAAUCAAGUCAGAGCUGAGAUAUUCGCGAGUGAUUCUGUCGUUUGCUCGCACUGGAUACGUUCGCUCGUAAACUUCCUCGCGAAUCCCCAGCGUCUGUCAUAACUGACGAUGAUAAGCAGCAUGCGGAUCGACGAUCCUCUCGGAGCUCGAAAUCACCGGGUAAUCGGGAGGCAGAAAAGGCGGUCCUUUCUCUCAUCCCUCGGCUCAUGAUCAAUCCCCUCGUCUCUCUCUCUCUCCCUCUCUUCCCGUGCUCGACGCCGCAUUCGUUCGUUCCUUUCGCGCCGCGACACCCUGUGUAUGCGUAUCUCGCGCGCGCGCGAGCGACCGCGCUCCGUCCUUGUCCCGCGCUCACCCCCGGCGAGGUGGUGGCGUGGUCCAGCGUGUCAGCCGUGCGGGAUGCUGAGUCCGUAGGAGAGAUUCAGUCGUACUGCCUGGCUCCUCUCUGUCGGAGGCAAAGCGGUUAACGACUGGUGUGUCGACCGGCGAAUAUUGCAUCCGCGUGCCGCGAGAGGAGCCGACUUCCCUCCCUCGGCGGCCUCUUUCUCGUCGCGGUCGUAAGGAAAUCGAAACAAGAGGACGACCGCGAAGAUGGCUGCACCCGCACGCUGGAUGAUCUCGCUGGGGUAGCCGGUGGAUGUCGUGCAAAACUCCUGCGUGUUACGACGAAAAAUCGAUUCAGAGACGCGAAGCUUCGUCGCUCUGUCGCCGACAGAUCCCGAUACGACAUCCUUCGAUCAUAUGAUAAUAAAAGAAAAAAGAAAUGUGUACUUGGAUCACUGGAUACUUGCAGGGUCCACAUCCGGAAACGAACAAGAACGUGCAACACACACACACACACGCAGACAGACGCACGACUAUCACGACGACGACGACGACGACGACAACGACGACGUGGAGGAUGGGAGUAUACGUAACGGGUGUGAUUGGAGUGAUCGUGUUUUACGUCGCGGUACUCGGCGUCGGCAUUUGGGCCGCGGCGUUCAAAAGGAGAAAGGCCGCGCAGGGCCAGGAUGACAUGAUGCUGGCGAACCGCGGCCUCGGCCCUCUCCUCGGCGUGUUCACGCUCAUCGCAACGUGGGUCGGAGGAGCCUUCGUCAACGGCACCGCCGAGGCAAUGUUCACCAAGGGCCUGGCCUGGUGUCAAGUACCUAUCGGAUACAGCCUCAGCCUGCUUUUCGGCGCCAUGCUCUUCGUGCGUCCUAUGAGGAAGGCCGAGUACGUGACGAUGCUGGAUCCUUUUCAAGAACGAUACGGCGCAGGUGUCGGCGGCUUGCUCUUCCUUCCGGCGCUGUGCGGCGAUCUGUUCUGGUGCGGCGCCGUUUUGCGGGCCCUGGGGAGCUCGCUGGCCGUCGUCGCCGGUGUCGACCCAAAUAUCAGCGUUUGCGCUUCGGCGCUCUUAGCUGCCAUAUACACGGUCUUCGGCGGCCUGUAUUCCGUUGCGUGCACCGACGCCCUGCAACUGCUGUGCAUUCUGCUCGGGUUGGCGAUCGCGGCGCCGUUCUCCAUGCUGCAUCCCGCUGUGUCGUUCGAGAAGAAUCUGGCCCUGAGGGACUGGCUGGGACAGAUAAGGAACGAGGAUCUGGGCAUGUGGGUGGACGGCAUGCUGCUGCUCGUGUUCGGCGGUAUACCUUGGCAGGGUUACUUUCAACGAAUCCUCAGUAUCAGAAGCACCACCGUGGCGACAACUCUGUCGAUAGCUUCCAUGUUCGGCUGCAUGAUCCUAGCGAUACCGUCGGCCUUGAUCGGGGUAGUCGCUCGCGCCACCGAUUGGUCCUUAAUCUCAAGUUACAACAAGACCUUCUCCACGGAUGACGGGAACGCCGCGUUGCCCAUGGUCUUGCGGUACCUCACGCCUCAAUGGGUGUCCUUCGUCGGUCUCGGCGCGAUCUCAGCGGCGGUGAUGUCGUCGGCGGACUCUAGCAUACUCGCCAGCAGUUCCAUGUUCACCAGGAACGUAUACAAGCUCACGAUACGGCCGAAGGCGUCCGAGCGGGAGUUGAAUUGGGUCCUGCGAAUUUCUGUAAUCAUGGUCUCCAUACUGUCCACUCUCGUCGCUCUCACCGUCAGCAGUGUAUAUUACCUCUCGUAUUUGUGCUCCGAUCUCGUCUACGUCGUUCUGUUUCCGCAACUGUUAGCCGUCGUUCAUUGGCCUUCUAUGGUAGACACCUACGGCUGCCUGGCGGGAUAUUUCAUCGCUAUCACCCUGCGUCUCGCUGGAGGCGAACGGGGACUCGGUAUACCCGCAUUGAUCGAGUACCCGUUCUACGAUGCGAGGACGCACACCCAGAAGUUUCCUUUUCGCACCGCCGCCAUGAUAACCGCUCUCUUCACCCAGCUGUGCACCAGCUUCCUCACCAGGACCCUCCUCGGCAAGGGUUACUUUCCGGAAUGUUGCGACGUGCUGAGCGUUUACUCACCCAGCAAGUCCAAGGAGCCAUCGGGCGUCGUGCAAAGUAGCUCCGGAGCCGCCCUGAUGGAUUCGUCCUCGAAAUCGACGUCGGGUAUAGAUUCGUGCGACGGUAUCGGCGGCUACGACGACGACAGGACCUGCAGCCACGACGACGCGGGCGACAGCGGCGACGUCGACCCAGCCGGCGGCGGCGAUCUCGCCGAAUCUUCCAGGGCGAAAGGCGUCGUCAACACGAUCGCGCAAAGAGUGGUGAACCAGAAUCUGCAGAACCUGCGGAACGUGAUGACGCCGGCGCGACAACGACCCCCGACGACCCCCACGGUGUCGAACCACUACACGUCGGUUGCAGGUGACGCGUGCCGGGCUCAGAUCCUCGGGGUGAGGAACUUGCGCACCCCCCUCGGCCAAGUGCUCUCGCCAACGAGGUCGAUCGGCGUGCUGGCGACGCCGCCGAUCACCCCGUGCGCGCCGUCCUACGCCAAGGUGGGCUGCGAGCUCGGACCGAGCAGCGAGAAGCUACGCGACAACGACCGGACGAUCAGCAUCGUCGACCGGAGCAACAUGGAGUUCAAUCUGAACGCGAGCACCCAGGAGAACGCGCCCGCCAGCGUCGGCCCGAAGAAGAGCGUGAAGGGAGUGAAGCUGGUCGGCAUGGAGGGCGGCACGCUGAGGAGGCCGUCGCUGCAGGGCACGUUCUCGCCGACCCCGUCGGUGGAACUGGUCCACAUUCUGGACAGAAGGCAGAGCAGCGGCUCGUACGGGCCCGGUUCUCUCUCCCCCGUGCCGUCGAUGGGGAUUGAGGCGUGCAAGACCCACGGAACUGCGACGGAAGGACAAAGCGGGAACGAGCAUUGCAGGAUAAAGAGGGGCAUCGUGCGACAUCACAGCUUCAAUGACACGGGUGACCGAGCGCUGACGACGCUCGCCAGGCAGCCGACGUAUCCGUCAAUGCCACUGAGGCCGGAGGACUGUCGCAUGACGUUGGCGAAGAAGGACAGGCGGCUGUCCAGCAUCGGCAGGCAUUCGUCGGUGACGACCGAGAGCGAGCUCGGGAACACGAGCAGCAUGGUAGUGUGCAGCCCCACGUACGGCAUGUAUAACUCGGCCGCGAAGAGCUCCAACUAUUUCGUCGCCGAUGACGAAGCCGUCAGCAGAUUCUAAGAGGAUGGAAGCGUCGGCGAGUAUCGCUCGUUCCCCUCCUGGGAGACGCGAAAAAGUCGAACGUCGGUAUGUCAGAGUCGGUGCGGUAUUCACAGGGAAAAAACAGUCUCGGUUUCUGUAACUGAACUGGAGAGACCGGAUGGAAGUUCGGUGAAAACGGGAAAUUCAGUUGCACUAAUAGAGUCGUUUUUUUGUCCGUGCGUACUCCCUCUCGAAGUUUCUCGGAGUAAAACUUUCCUCUGGAAUUUAAGCGACUAUUCGUUCACACGGAGUAAAUUCUCCAAUUGGAAUCCCACCGUCUGGCAGCAAUAAAUUCGCUCUAUCCGAUUGAGUUCACUGGUAAGAAUGAAAAAUCCGUUCUAAGUUUGAAUGAAACAUUCGCCCUUGCGAUUCCCGGCGCGGGGCGUCCCGAUUUCCACUGUCGUCUCGAGUGAAUUUUCCAUUCGUUUUCAAGCGAACAUGAAGGAAGCCGAUUGAAUCGUUCAGUGAGAUUUCACUCCUGGAAAUUUAGGGAGCGGUACGACCUUUCACACCGAAGUCGCGUUGCGUCGUUUUCGACGAUAUUCAACGAGUAUGACAAACAUCCAAUACCAACCUGCCGUAAAAGGCGCACGACACACUCGGAGAAUACGAGUAACAAGGACAAUCGUAAAACCCGCCCCAUCGUCACCUGUUAAUUACACACACCUUGAUUUCACGUUUGUUACUCGGCGGAUCCCGUUGGUUUGCCUUCACGAAGAUCAUUGGAUUUUGCCACGAUUGAACGUGGAGGUUUGCAUUUCGCGACGCAUUAUACGAAUUCUUGUUUUUCUCACGAGGUAAAAAAGUUCCUUUCUGUCAAUUUUUAUUCACAUUCACGUUUCCGCAGAGUUUGCGCGUGUACAGUUGUAAAAUGUAAGUGAGUACUUAAAGGUGAAGCUUUCCUUUCCUCUUUUAUGCGAAUAAUUAUCUCGUUCACUUCCACCUCCAUAAAAAGUCGCUUCAUCGGUCAACUAUCUUGUAUAUUGAGAUGCGAGACUAGAUAGAUUUGUAUCCCCUUAGAAGUACUUACCCACUACUUACCAAUCUUCAGACUGACAAAUAUAUACGGAACCAAUAGUUCGUAGUAGGCGAUAUAAUCAAUUUUGUACAAAUCGCAGGAAAAGAUCUCCACCUUCGCAACAUUCCACUUAAGUCGGUAGGACAACGGCCGGAGGAAACAGUCUCGUUUGAUGAAAAAUUGAGAGAGACUCGGCUGAUCUGUUAAUAUAAGCAUUAGGCGAUACUCAAUGUUUUUGUACACUAACACACACAUACACAUUUUAUUCGAGUACGCAUAUAGAUAUACAUACACACGUACACGAGAAACAGAGAGAAAGUUUUACGGCGCGCAUUUUCCGUAAAAAUCCCAGUUAAUUACUAGCGAUAAAAUAAUAAUUUAAUAAUAACUUCUGAUAACUUGUAAGAGAGCAAUGUACACGCUUACUGUUCCUCUAAUCUAAUUAAAGAAGAGGGAAAAGAAGAAAAAGAAGAAAAAUAAGAAGAAGAAAAAUAAGAAGAAGAGAAGAAAAGAAGAAAUACACAAGCUGGGUAAGCGAGCGAGGUCGAGAAACGGGCAACGCUGCAAGCUCCGUCGAGCAGAGGAGCGGUGCUCAAAUCGUUGGUAACGGAACGUCCAAAGAAUGUCACGUGCAAAUUUACGAUAUGUCACAACAAGAAAGUACGAUAUUUUUCCACCGACGCGAUAUAUCUCGUUAGCUCCGUAGUGUUACUGUACAAUUAGUUAUGUGAACGCGCGAAGCUCACACGGUUAAUCGAUGUUAUAUUUAACGGGGAUGCAGCUCGUUCCCCCCUCGGCUCAAUACCGUAUCUAAGAAGACUGAAUACGAAUGAUAUUUAGAGGUGAACGCUUCGACGUCGACACUUGGGAACUCUUAACGUCGGGAAGAGAUCGCAAAGGUUUCGCGAAGAAUUUCUCUCUUUCUCCUACCUUCUCUAGCUGCGAGAAAUACUUGGUUCUUCUUAUAACAUCAGAAUCUUCAUUUAUUACUACAAUUAUUCUUCCGAGUUUUGAGGAUGAAUAUUAAAGUAUUAAGCAUAAUAACUAGCGGGACGGUUCGGGUCGCAAAGAACGAAUGAACCUCGAGGUAGGUCUGUUUUUUUUUUUCUAAACAACGAAUGCAAAAGCAACGUUCUCGCAUCGCCUGUAAAUAUCAUUCUUAUACGGCCGUUAAUUUAUACACCCUUCCACUGUAAAUGAGAACACUCGGCUCUUAGCGAUUAAACGCGGAGACGAAUCGUAGCGGUACUUAAAAUUGAGUGAGACUUCAUAAUCGACGAAUCGUUCUUUAGGCCCUCUUGUACGUACUUUUGUAAGACAAUGUAAGAUAGCAGACGCGGUGAGGGGUGAACAUCGAAUACCUGCAGCAGUAUUAUUAAAUUUACACACACGGGUGAUUUGAUCACGCCCGUGGGAGGGGAAUCCUCGUGAAGGGCCGCUUCGGCCCCUCGUAGUCGUACUUAAUUCUUUAAGGUAGAUUAAUCGCUACUCAACUUGAUCCGAUGAUCGCGAGAUCUGCCCGUAUUUCCCGGAGCAUCUCCAGCAUGCGAACGAAAAUAGAAACGUUCGUGUUGUUCGUGUUGCGACAAGAACCUGCGACCGUUCGUGAGACCGACGUUAAUUUUCGACGCUAGUUUUUAUCAUUACUCAUUUCGAAUUGUCGCUUCUCGCUUUCUCAUCGUUCGUUUCGCGUUGCGACAUCUCGUUAUCGUCAUAUCUGUAUAAUGCCUGUAUAAAUUCGAUAUAGUUAUACUGCGUUUACAUUACGUCGUCGUUAUUCUCCUCGAUUUCACGCGACCAUCGGAGCUUUUGUAAAAAAAAAAGAAAAAAAAAAGACACCCUUUAUAAUGUACGCGUUUAUACCUGUAUCACGUAUUAUACACACCGUAUUGUAAUUGAUAAGUAGUACGAGACAAGUAUUCGUUUUCGGAUAAAGACGCAAUCGAUAUUGUGCAACGUGAAUUAUGUGCCAAAGCGUAGGAUAUAAAGAGAACAAGUCGUCGGCGUGUCCACCGCGUCGACAGUUUAUAUCGAAGGGAUGAGAUUCGUUUCUCGAGGAUUGAAAGCAGCGCAAACGAGAUGGACUCGAGUCUCAGUGUCGAGAAAUCAUAUCCUUUCACUUGUUUAUUCUUGAUGAAAAGGAAGAAAGGAAAAACCAUAUAUGUAAAAAUAAAGGGUCUCAAAAUAGAGAAAGCGCUGAUGUCUUACUUGGUGCGACAAUUGGAAAAUGCUUAAAAUCAUCAAGAUUGCGAAUAUUUCAGUUCUAAAUAGUUGGACCUUCUUUGGCGCGCGUUACAAAAUUUUUUAAAUAACAAGCUGUCAGACUGUUUACACAUAUAUAUAGUAUUUGCAAAAACCAAAGAAAACAAAGGGAAAGAAAACGUGACGGUUGCAAAAUAAAAUUGAAUCGAUCAAGUUAGCAAUCAGUGUGAUCUGUGACUAUCAAACAGACUAUUAAGACAUAGCCGAGAUGAAUGAAUAAUUAAUCAACGGUCAGAUAACCAGUCAUGAUUGAAUCGUCAAUUAUCAGUCAGAUAAUUGCCAUGUUCGACUCUUCACGGCUGAUUCGACAAAUUAAUGAAUGAUUAAUUAUGCAGAUGAACGUAUUCGUAUUGUACCGAAACAGUCUUGCCGUUUUAUCGCUGCAAUCAAUCACUGUCCCACGCUAAUUAGUAUCAUCGAGAUUGAAUCCAUCAACCUUUCAUCGACUUCGAUCCUCGAUUUACACACGCUGAGGACCGAUCGCGCAAUUCUAAUUUCCGCGGCGGGAUCGAAACGCUCGGGCGAAUUUGUCCCAAACAAUUUAUAGAUUCUUUUUCGACGCGAGGAGAAUAAUUCGAUCGGGUCGAUCUCACGUGAAUGUUCUCUGAGAAAACGAAUGUAGCGCACGAUCGAUCUUCUGAAUCUGUUCGACGGUAAACGGACGGCCGACGUACGAGUUUUAGCCACGUAAGCUUGCCUUAACGUAAGAAUAAUCGUUCAUUACGAUAGUAAAACAAAAAGGUCAAGAGAGGAGAGAGAGAGAGAAAAGGGAGAAGCGUUUAACGUCCGAGACUCGUUCUUAGAUAUUUUCGUCAUGUAAGUCGCUCGCAUUAAUUAGUCUCCAGUCUAGUGUUAUUACUAGUAUCUGUACCACGAUUGCAAUGAUUAGGGGUAAGGGAUCGCUGUAAGAAAACGAUAACGUCGCUCAAAGUGCCGAAUAAAGCAGACACGAACGCGCA